GAAAUAACUUAAAAACAAUAAAACUUUUUGUUUAAACUUGUAAAUUUUCAAGCAUAAUUUCCAACAACAUGAAAUUAUUGUGCCUUUUUGUAUUAAUUGCUGCCAUAUAUGAAGCCAAUGCCAGCACUAAGCGUUUGUGUGGUCCCGUCUUGGCACAAGUAUUAGAAUCGGUUUGUAUUAAUGGUUACAACUCCAUCAAAACUAAAAAAUCAGUACCAAUGGUUCACAACGACUUAGAUGUUUUGGAUAACUACAAUGAAAUUGAGGGCGAAGAUAAUGCACUCGCUGCCAAACACUCAUUUCUGGAUGACUUAUUAAUGGUCGAUCGUAUCAGUUCCAUGGCUAAAACUCGCAGGCGUCGCAAUCUUUUUGGCAUUUAUGAUGAGUGCUGUGUUAAGGGUUGUACCUUCGAUGAAUUGACUUCUUAUUGUAAAUAGAUUUUCGGAUUUUGAAAUUAUCCAUAAUUAAGACAUUAGCGACAAUGGCCAAAGAAAUGUUUAUUUUGUUUUUUCUUAACUUAGAAUUAUAUUAUUUAAUGAUUAUUAAAGAAUAAGAAUUACUAAUAAAAGUG
Messenger RNA from Lucilia cuprina (Australian sheep blowfly), 571 nucleotides. Its product is annotated as probable insulin-like peptide 3. Gene Ontology annotation, molecular function: hormone activity. NCBI's taxonomy places the organism in Eukaryota, Metazoa, Arthropoda, Insecta, Diptera, Calliphoridae. Gene Ontology annotation, cellular component: extracellular region. Bases 69 to 437 code for a protein of 122 amino acids. The transcript is spliced from 2 exons. The record is from RefSeq and is a predicted model, not a curated record.